AGAGAUUGCACACUCCAGACUGAUUCAAGAUGGUGAGCCAACGACAACAGCCGGGAAUUGCAUGCGAAGAGUGUCGACGGCGUAGAAUCCGCUGCGAUAGGAGACGACCUCAAUGCACAGCAUGUGCUACAUCCGGCGUCGAAUGCAUAGUGCGAGACAGCUGCCCGGCUCGAGGGCCCAAGAAAGGAUAUCUCAAGACGUUGCAGAAGAGGAUAGAGGAGCUCGAGGGCCAGCUGGAAAAGCAGGGGACCUCUCCAGCACCAACCUGCCAGACCGUGGACAUCGACGGCAGCGCAGACAACGAAAUCCAGACCGCAACGCCCGAAACAACUGAUUUCCUGCAGUGGCCGGCAGUACCGGUCGAAUUCCCAUUUCCUACGAUGGAGCCCUGGGAAUGUUUCGAUGGUUCGUACUCGGGCUCGCUUCUUCCAUUGCCGCCAGUGGAUAGUGUGCUAGUGGACAGUGUGUCAGAGCUGGUCCAGAUGCCAAUGGAAUGUGGCCUCAUGAUCCCUCCGAUGAUGCACAAUGACCUAGACCAGCUGUAUUUUGACCGGGCAUAUGCAUUUGCACCAAUCAUCCAUGCCCACCGCUACCGUGCAUGGUCUAAACUGCCAAACAAGAGCAAACAGAGAACAUGCCUGCAGUACGCGAUGUGGACAUUGGCUUCGUCACUAUCCAGCCAGUUCCAUGUUCAAGGUGGCAAGUUGUACGCGAAGACGAGGCAGCUUCUGCACGAGCUCGAAGCAGAGGAACCCUGCCACCAAAUUUCUCUGGAACAAAUCCAGGCUUGGGCAUUGGUCUCAAUCUACGAGCUGACCUGUCAGGACUUCCACCGAGGCAUGAUGUCCGCCGGCAGAGCUCUUCGUCUGAUUCAGAUGAUGAGACUCUACGAGAUCGACAUGCCUCGAUCACCUCACACUCAGGUAGACCAGUACCAAAGACCGCUCAGUCCGAGCCAGGAGGACUGGGUAGAUAUCGAAACGAAGAGACGGACCUUUUGGUUUGCAUAUCUCAUUGACCGCUUCACGAGUAUGGUGGACGGGCUACACAUGUUCUUUGACGAGCGACUGAUACGAGCACGCCUACCAGCUCCAGAGGCCAACUUUCUCAGCAAUCGCCCCACGGACAUGAGUUUCCUCGCGGACGUUGUUCCCGAUGGCAGCGUCGAGUGGCCACACAACAGCUUAUCGCCCUUUGCAGAGUGCAUCAUCGGGGCCACCAUGUGCGGCCGGGUCCUCCAGCAUAAGCAGAACGCUCCGACAAGACCGUGCGAGGAGUUCUGUAAUCGACAUCGAACGCUGAAUGCACUACUGGCGCAGCGGAUCCGGAUGCUCCGAAUCUACGCAUCCCUGGAGUACCCGGACCCCAUCAUCGCCUUUGUUGCUCUGACGGCACAGAUCGAUGUGCUGAUGCUCUACGACCUGAUUGAAUCCAAGCCGUUAGGGACUGGAGUGGAGGGAACGCAGCUUGCCCAGGCCCUGCACGCAGAGCACCAACAGCAGGCUCUCGAUGCCGUGAACGAUAUCUCUCUGUUAGUGGCCGUUCUUGGCCAGCACUUCCAGAUGCACCCUUUGACCCCGAUCCUGCUCCUGUUGGGAGCUAGAUUCUCUCAAUCCCACCCCGAGCUGAACGACGCCUAUAUCAAGCUUAUGCCAAACAUCUUAACAAUGUUGCAAGCCUCGACGGGCCUCAACAAGCUUGCACAGGGGUUUCUUCAGAUGUUAAAUCCCCAGGGCGACACGUGGUGUGGGUUUACUUAAUUUCUCUCCCUCUCUCUAUGUAGAUUUCACGAAGUAUGAUCAUGAUUAGCUUGGACGGUGC
Molecule: messenger RNA, 1821 nt
Organism: Aspergillus versicolor CBS 583.65
Lineage: Eukaryota; Fungi; Ascomycota; Eurotiomycetes; Eurotiales; Aspergillaceae
Exons: 5
Coding region: 30-1760 (576 amino acids)
Biological process (GO): regulation of DNA-templated transcription; DNA-templated transcription
Cellular component (GO): nucleus
Molecular function (GO): DNA binding; zinc ion binding; DNA-binding transcription factor activity, RNA polymerase II-specific
Source: RefSeq, a predicted model, not a curated record